AUGGAUAUUAAAUCCGCAUACUGGCAAAUACUAGUACAUGAGGAUUCAAAAAAAUACACCGCAACAGAAUUUGCAGAUUUCGGAACAUACUGUUGGAAGGGAAUGCCAUUUGGAAUACAAACUGCACCAGCAUACUUAAUAAGAGCAAUGAAUAAAAUACUAGGACAUUUACCAUUCGUAAUAGUAUAUAUGGAUGAUAUAGUAAUAAUGUUAAACUCAAAAGAAGAAGCAUGCGAAAAACUAACGAGGACGUUAGAAUGCUUAAAAAAAGCGUGCCUAAAGAUAAAGCCAUCAAAAUGCGAAUUCCUAGUACAGAAAACAAUUAUAUUAAACUGCGAAGUAUCACAUAGAAAAAUUGGGAAAAAUGUACUAAAAAUAGGAAAUGUAGAUAAAUUUGAAGUACCAAAAGAUAAACAAUCGUUACAACGAUUUCUAGGAUUUAUGAAUUACUUCAGAUCCUUUAUACUAGACUUUGCAAAAAUUGCAUCACCACUCUAUGAAAGAGUAGGAAAUAAAGAUUUUGACUGGACACCAGAAUGUCAAAAAGCAAUGGAUACACUAAAAAAAGAGAUAAAACGAGUACUGGAACUAUCAUAUCCAGAUCCACACCAACCAUUCUUCAUGGAAACAGACGCAUCCGACAAAGCUGUUGGAGCAAUAUUAUACCAAAUAGGAGACAAAUCACGAGAUCAUUGGAAGAUCAAAGAUGAAAUCAGAAGAAAAGAUUUACUAAGAGAACAAAUAUUGGCUGUGAAAGACUAUAGCAAACGACCAUCAGGAAACAUACGAAUAAUAGAAAUAGGAUCAACCAUGUUGUCAAAAACACAGAAAAAGUGGUCAACAACACAAAAAGAAAUGUAUGCGAUAGUACAUUUCCUAGAACAAUGGUGA
Molecule: messenger RNA, 891 nt
Organism: Ambispora leptoticha
Lineage: Eukaryota; Fungi; Glomeromycota; Glomeromycetes; Archaeosporales; Ambisporaceae
Source: the annotation of a GenBank genome assembly